Messenger RNA from Eptesicus fuscus (big brown bat), 3039 nucleotides. It is a transcript of the gene TLL1, whose product is annotated as tolloid like 1. The transcript is spliced from 21 exons. Gene Ontology annotation, molecular function: metalloendopeptidase activity; zinc ion binding; calcium ion binding. The record is from RefSeq and is a predicted model, not a curated record. Lineage: Eukaryota; Metazoa; Chordata; Mammalia; Chiroptera; Vespertilionidae. Gene Ontology annotation, biological process: proteolysis. The coding region runs from base 1 to 3039 and encodes 1012 amino acids.
AUGGGGUUGGGAGCGCGCUCCCCGAGGAUGCUCCGGUGGCUGGUGGCCUCGGGGAUUAUUUUCUGCGGGGAACUGUGGGUCUGCGCUGGCCUCGAUUACGAUUACACUUUUGAGGGAAGCGAAGAGGAAAAGGAGGAGGUGAUAGAUUACAAGGACCCGUGUAAAGCCGCUGUGUUUUGGGGUGAUAUUGCCUUAGAUGAUGAAGACUUAAAUAUCUUUCAAAUUGAUAGGACAAUUGACCUUACACAGAACCCCUUUGGAAAACUUGGACAUACCACAGGUGGAUAUGGAGACCAUGGUAUGUCAAAGAAACGAGGGGCCCUCUACCAACUUAUAGACAGGAUAAGAAGACUUGGCUCUGGCUUGGAGCGAAACAACACAGUUAAGGAAAAAGUACCUCUAAAAUUCUCAGGGCAAAAUGAGAAAAAUCGAGUUCCUAGAGCUGCUACAUCAAGAACAGACAGAAUAUGGCCCGGAGGUGUUAUUCCUUAUGUUAUAGGAGGCAACUUCACUGGCAGCCAGCGAGCCAUGUUCAAGCAGGCCAUGAGGCACUGGGAAAAGCACACAUGCGUGACUUUCAUUGAAAGAAGCGAUGAAGAGAGUUACAUCGUAUUCACAUACAGGCCUUGUGGAUGCUGCUCUUAUGUAGGUCGGCGGGGUAAUGGACCUCAGGCAAUCUCCAUUGGCAAGAACUGUGAUAAAUUUGGAAUUGUUGUUCAUGAAUUGGGCCAUGUGAUAGGCUUUUGGCAUGAACACACGCGACCAGAUCGAGAUAACCAUGUAACCAUCAUAAGAGAAAACAUCCAGCCGGGUCAAGAGUACAACUUUCUGAAGAUGGAGCCUGGAGAAGUGAACUCCCUGGGAGAAAGAUAUGAUUUUGACAGUAUCAUGCACUAUGCCAGGAACACCUUCUCAAGGGGGAUGUUUCUGGACACCAUUCUCCCUUCUCGUGAUGAUAAUGGCAUACGUCCUGCAAUCGGUCAGCGGACCCGUUUAAGCAAAGGAGAUAUUGCACAGGCAAGAAAGCUGUAUAGAUGUCCAGCAUGUGGAGAAACCCUACAAGAGUCCAACGGCAACCUUUCCUCUCCAGGAUUUCCCAAUGGCUACCCUUCUUACACACACUGCAUCUGGAGAAUCUCUGUGACCCCAGGGGAGAAGAUCGUUUUAAAUUUUACCACGAUGGACUUAUACAAAAGUAGUUUGUGCUGGUAUGACUACAUUGAAGUAAGAGAUGGGUACUGGAGGAAAUCAGCUCUCCUUGGCAGAUUCUGUGGGGACAAAUUGCCUGAAGUUCUUACAUCUACAGACAGCAGAAUGUGGAUUGAGUUUCGGAGCAGCAGUAAUUGGGUAGGAAAAGGCUUUGCAGCUCUCUAUGAAGCAAUCUGUGGAGGUGAGAUACGUAAAAAUGAAGGACAGAUUCAGUCUCCUAAUUAUCCCGAUGAUUACAGACCGAUGAAAGAAUGUGUGUGGAAAAUAACGGUGUCAGAAGGCUACUAUGUCGGGCUGACCUUUCAGGCCUUUGAGAUUGAAAGACAUGACAACUGUGCCUAUGACUACCUAGAAGUUCGAGAUGGGACCAAAGAAAAUAGCGCUUUGAUAGGGCGUUUCUGUGGUUAUGAUAAACCUGAAGAUAUCAGGUCUACCUCCAACACCUUGUGGAUGAAGUUUGUUUCUGAUGGGACUGUGAACAAGGCAGGGUUUGCUGCCAACUUUUUUAAAGAGGAAGAUGAGUGUGCCAAGCCUGACCGUGGAGGCUGUGAGCAGCGAUGUCUGAACACCCUGGGCAGUUACCAGUGUGCGUGUGAGCCUGGCUAUGAGCUGGGGCCUGACAAAAGGAGCUGUGAAGCGGCUUGUGGUGGACUUCUUACCAAACUUAACGGCACCAUAACCACUCCAGGUUGGCCCAAGGAGUACCCUCCUAAUAAAAACUGUGUGUGGCAGGUGGUUGCGCCAACCCAGUACAGAAUUUCUGUGAAGUUUGAGUUUUUUGAAUUGGAGGGCAAUGAAGUUUGCAAAUACGAUUAUGUGGAGAUUUGGAGUGGCCUUUCCUCUGAGUCUAAAUUGCAUGGCAGAUUUUGUGGUGCUGAAGUACCUGAAGUGAUCACAUCCCAGUUCAACAACAUGAGAAUUGAAUUCAAAUCUGACAACACUGUAUCCAAGAAGGGCUUCAAAGCACAUUUCUUCUCAGACAAGGACGAAUGCUCGAAGGAUAAUGGUGGGUGUCAACAUGAAUGUGUCAACACAAUGGGAAGCUAUGUGUGUCAGUGCAGGAAUGGAUUUGUGCUGCAUGAAAAUAAACACGACUGCAAGGAAGCUGAAUGUGAACAGAAGAUCCACAGUCCAAGUGGCCUCAUCACCAGUCCCAACUGGCCAGACAAGUACCCCAGCAGGAAGGAAUGCACAUGGGAAAUCAGUGCCACUCCAGGCCAUCGAGUCAAAUUAGCCUUUAGUGAGUUUGAGAUAGAGCAGCAUCAAGAAUGUGCUUACGAUCACUUGGAAGUAUUUGAUGGACAAACAGAAAAAUCACCAAUUCUUGGACGACUAUGUGGCAACAAGAUCCCAGAGCCCCUAGUGGCUACUGGAAAUAAAAUGUUUGUUCGGUUUGUUUCUGAUGCAUCUGUUCAAAGAAGAGGCUUUCAAGCUACACAUUCUACAGAGUGCGGUGGCCGGCUGAAAGCGGAAUCCAAGCCCAGAGACCUUUACUCACAUGCGCAGUUUGGUGAUAACAACUACCCAGCGCAAGUCGACUGUGAAUGGCUGUUAGUGUCAGAACGGGGCUCGCGACUGGAGUUAUCUUUCCCGAUUUUCGAAGUGGAAGAAGAAGCUGACUGUGGCUAUGACUAUGUUGAGCUCUUUGGUGGCCUCGAUUCAACAGCGAUGGGGCUUGGUCGAUUUUGUGGAUCAGGGCCACCAGAAGAGAUCUAUUCAAAUGGGGAUGCAGUUUUGAUUCAUUUUCAUACUGAUGACACAAUCAACAAGAAAGGAUUUCAUAUAAGAUACAAAAGCAUUCGAUAUCAAGAUACCACGCAUACCAAAUAA